Molecule: messenger RNA, 828 nt
Organism: Emiliania huxleyi CCMP1516
Lineage: Eukaryota; Haptophyta; Isochrysidales; Noelaerhabdaceae
Exons: 1
Coding region: 1-828 (275 amino acids)
Source: RefSeq, a predicted model, not a curated record
AUGGCACUGCUCGAGCAGCCAGAAGCGCUCGCAGCAGCAGAGCGAGCGGGCAUCUGCGCGUCGUCGCUCAUUCCGCGCCUGCAGCAGGCCGUUGUUCACGACGCGGACGAUGCCUCCGGGCUGGCCGCCGCCCUCUCGGAGCUCAUCUCCAGUCUGUCUGGCCAGGGAGAGCACACGCUUCGCCUCGCAGUGCGAGAGUCGGCGCUUCUGCUGUGGUGCCGGCCUCGGGGCGCCGGCACGGGCACGCGGCUCUGGCGCGCCUCGCAGCUGUGCGCGUGGGCGUGCGAGACGCACUGGGCCGGGCUGGACCUGACGGGCAGCCGCGUUCUCGAGCUCGGGUGCGGCACCGCUGCGGCAGGCCUAGCGGCCGCGGCACUCGGAGCGAGAGAGGUGACCCUGACAGACGUCGACCCCGCCGCCCUCCGGCUCGCCAAGCGGAACGCGGCGAGGAACUUCCUCCCGAAUGUGCGCGUGGCGCACCUCGACGCCGAGGCGAGCGAGGCGAGCGAGGCGGCGGCGGAAGGCCGGUUCGACCUCCUCCUCGCCGCCGAUCUCGUCUACGGCUUCGUGUCGCCGGACCGGCUCGCGGCGACGGCGGAGCGGCUGCUGGAGGGCCCCCACGCGAGGGCGCUCUUUGUGCACGACGGCGACGGGUGCCGGUCGGAGGGCGCGCGCCAGGGCGUCGCUGGCUUUGUCGCCGCCGUCGAGGCCGCAACGGCGCUGCGCUGCGUCCGCAGCGAGACGGUCGACAAGGAUUGGGUGACGGGGAGAGAGCUCGCUGCCCCGCUGCUCCUACAGCUGUUUGCGGCGCCCCUCCACCCAAGUUGA